This is a messenger RNA of Stomoxys calcitrans (stable fly), 1699 nucleotides long. Its product is annotated as lipase 3. The record is from RefSeq and is a predicted model, not a curated record. Gene Ontology annotation, molecular function: hydrolase activity, acting on ester bonds. The transcript is spliced from 3 exons. Gene Ontology annotation, biological process: lipid metabolic process. Bases 315 to 1568 code for a protein of 417 amino acids. Lineage: Eukaryota; Metazoa; Arthropoda; Insecta; Diptera; Muscidae.
AAACACAACUACACCCUCUUCAAAUGAUGUUCGAUAAGAUUUGCCAAUCGUUUUGCGAGCCAUACGCCAUUGGCAUUCGUACUCGGCGAAAUGGCAAAAGAUUAGAAUUCUAAUAAAUGAAAACGGGUUAGUUGACUUCCGAGGAGAGCAAACAACGUUGAGCAUUAUCAAAUAGACCGUGACAAAGCAAUGAAGUAAAAACGCUUAAUUAAAAUCAAAGAAAAAAACUUAAAUUGUGUUUUUAAGUUCAUUUAAUAAAAUAAGAAAACAAAGCGGCUGUUUGAAAAAUAGAAAAAAAAAAUAACAAAAACAAAAUGUUUUCAAAAUAUUGUGAAUAUUUGUUAAUAUUUAACACUUUGCUAACAGCUGUAAAAGCUUUGCAGACGGAGCAUUAUAUACUUGAACGUGAAUAUCCCUUGGAAAGGCAUCGCAUUAAAACCGAUGACGGUUACAUUCUCACCGUUCAUCGUAUUCCUCAUUCACCUUCAACACUCACUCAAUCUCAACAAAUUCCCCACUCCGCCACUCAGCAUCGCCCAAAACCAGUUAUUAUGCUACAGCAUGGUUUUGGUCUUAGCUCUGAGGGUUGGGUAUUGCCAGACCGUGAAAUUGCUUUGGCCUAUCAACUGGCCGAUGCCGGCUUCGAUGUGUGGCUAGGAAAUCAACGUGGGAAUUCCUAUUCGCAACAGCACACCCACUAUGACACCUGGACGGAUGAUUUUUGGAAUUUUUCUUUCCAUGAAAUUGGUUACUAUGAUUUGGCUGCCGUUUUCGAUUAUAUGUUGAUGAAGACCAAUAACACCGCAGUCCAUUAUGUGGGUUAUUCCCAGGGCACCACCUGUCUGUUGGUAUUAUUAGCCUCUCGUCCUGAGUAUAGGCAAAAGGUCAGAUCGUCUCAUUUGUUGGCUCCUGUUGCCUAUAUGGAGAAUAUCAAAUUGCCUCUGGUCCAAUGGGCAAGUAAUUUCGCUUUGAAUUUAGGAGAAAUGGCAGUGAAUUUUUUGGGUCACAAUGGAGUUUUGCGUUCGCAUUAUUGGCCCUUUUAUCGUACACUGUGUAAUUGGGUGUGUGGAGAGGGUGCAUAUUUGCAGGAUGCCUGUAGACAGGCCUUUGCCUAUUUUGGUGGUCCCGGCAUGAGUAACAUCAAGCAGUCGGUACUCUCAGAUGUUUGUGGUGCACAACCGGCUGGGGCGUCCAUCAAGCAAAUCCUACACUUCAUUCAAGUCUAUGUCAAGGGUAAAUUCCAACAAUACGACUAUGGCAGCAGUCAACACAAUGAAAUGCAUUACCAACAGGCGACUCCACCUGCCUAUGACAUCAGCAGCAUUAGCAAUUGUGUCCACCUCUAUUAUGGCGUAACCGAUCACUUGGCCGAUGCUCAGGAUGUGCACAAAUUGGCAAAGCGUCUGCCAUGUGCAGUGGUACAGCCCAUAAGCGAUGAGCAUGACAAAUGGAAUCACUACGAUUUCCUGUGGUCCGAAGAUGCUAAACGGCUUAUAAAUGAGCACAUUAUACGUGUGGUAAAGGAGACUGAAAGUCUUGUGACGACUACAACUGGAGGUGGUAUUUAGGGAGGUCAUUGCAUUGCUUCGCCUCCCACUUUAAAAUUUAAGUAGUUUUUUCUCUCAACAUGCGACUGAUAAUUUUUAAGUUACAUAUGUAAGUAGGUAGAAUGGCAAUAAAUUUUUAUAAUGAUGCGAUA